AUGGAGAGUGAGAGAAGGUUUAGGGUUUCGAAAGUUAGAGAGAUAGAGAAGAUGGAGGGCGGGGGUAAUAAUUGUAAUAGCAAUUGUUAUCGUAGUCAUGGCAUGAUGGGAUCUGGGUCUUCUCCUGGGAUGUUGAUGCCUCCUCCUCUUUUGAAUUCUUAUACUACUGCUGCAGAUCAAACGAGUAGUUCUAGUAACCAGCAGCACUACUUUGUUUCUCUGCCUUUUAACCCAAACCAAAAUGAUGGCCAGAGAUAUGAGAUGAACAUGAAAGCCAAGGUCAUGGGUCAUCCUCUCUUCCCUCGCCUCUUGGCCUCUUAUAUCAAUUGUCAAAAGGUUGGGGCUCCUGCUGAAGUGGUGGCUAGGUUAGAUCUUGCAGCUGCGGCCUCAAUAUCUUCAGCGGCUGCGAUUUCUGCAGCAUGCGAAGUAACAGAAUCAGACCCAGAAUUGGAUCAGUUCAUGGAGGCCUAUUGUGAAAUGCUUACCAAGUACAAUGAAGAGCUCACAAAACCCUUCCAUGAGGCCAUGCUGGGCCACUCUAAAAUCAACUCCCAGCUCAAAGCUCUGUCCGUUUCAGCACCAUCAUAUUCUGCUAGUACUGGUGAUCUUGUUGGACAAAGUGGGUCUUCAGAAGAGGCUGAUGUGAACGAGAACCGCAGCAAAGAUCCAAGAGCCGAAGAUUGGGAUAUUAAAGCUAAGCUUCUGCAAAAAUAUGGUGGAUGUCUCGGCAGUCUCAGCCAGGAGCUGAAGAAGAAGAAAAAGAACGGAAAGUUGCCAAAAGAAGCCAGGAUUCAGUUGCAAGAAUGGUGGAGCAGAAAUUACGCAUGGCCCUAUCCAUCGGAGCCUCAGAAGCUAGGACUGGCAGCAUCGACUGGUCUGACUGUGAAGCAGGUAAAUAACUGGUUCAUAAACCAAAGAAAACGCCAUUGGAAACCAUCUUCAGAGAGUAUGCAACUUGCUAUGAUGGAUCAUUCCCAAUUCUACUAUAAUUAUAUGGAUUAUCCAACCUGUAAUCCCCUACCUAUGGAUUGCACAUCUACUCUGGUUUGA
Argentina anserina (silverweed cinquefoil) is the source of this 1050-nucleotide messenger RNA. Its product is annotated as homeobox protein SBH1-like. The transcript is spliced from 4 exons. Lineage: Eukaryota; Viridiplantae; Streptophyta; Magnoliopsida; Rosales; Rosaceae. The coding region runs from base 1 to 1050 and encodes 349 amino acids. The record is from RefSeq and is a predicted model, not a curated record. Gene Ontology annotation, molecular function: DNA-binding transcription factor activity, RNA polymerase II-specific; RNA polymerase II cis-regulatory region sequence-specific DNA binding. Gene Ontology annotation, biological process: regulation of transcription by RNA polymerase II. Gene Ontology annotation, cellular component: nucleus.